UCAGUGAAGCUCUCUCGUGUGGGCCCCUGUGAACUGUGCCUGACUCCCAUCGCUAGUGAACCGGGGGGGACCCUCGCUGCCCCACGUCUCACACAGAUUGGUGUCGCUGGGACAAGCCUCUGACCAUGGGAGCGAACAGCAGCACCCGCCGUGUGUCGUUCGAGUCGGACGAGAACGAGAACAUAUCGGUGGUGAAGGGCAUUCGGCUUUCUGAGAAUGUCCUCAACCGCAUGAGGGAACCCGAAGCUCCUCCUAAAAAACAACAACGUGCUCCCACUCGACCACCUCCCUUGGAGCCGACACUUAUCCCCUCUCCUCUCCUGCGGCCAGUGCCUCCCCCCUUUGACCCGAUCACCUCCUUGCCUCCCCCCUUUGACCCAAUCACCUCCUUGCCUCCUCCCCCUCCUCUUGUAGAACCUGUUGCACCUCCACCAGCUCCACUUGUCACAGAGACUGUGGCUACACCUCCAGCACCUCCUCCUCCUCAACCCCCUGCAGAACAGGUAGCAGCCCCAACCAUAGCUCCACCAGCUCCACUUGCCACAGAGACUGUGGCUACACCUCCUCCACCUCCUCCUCCUCAACCACCUGCAGAACAGCUCCCAGUAGAGCCAGUACCCGCUGCUCCAGUCCCAGAGCCUGUGGCAGUGCCCGAGUCGAUUCCAGUCCCACCACCUCCUCCUCCUCCACCAGCCGUCGACGAAGAGGCCCUGAGGAAGAAGAUUUCUGUUGAGCUGCACAAAGGCUUUGAGGAGGAGAGGGCCAAGGCAGAGCAAGAGCUGCAAGCCUGGUUGGACGCAGAGAAGACCCGAGCAGCAGAGCAGGCUACCGCUGAUGCCCAGUCCCAGGUCCCCGGUGAAGUUUCCAGGAUGCUCUCUGUGGAGCGGGCCCUGGUGCAGGAGAACCUCCAGCAGACUCUCAUAAGGGAGAGGAUCAUCACCGAGGACGAGAAGCACCGCGCACAGAUCUAUGCCAAGCAGCUGGAGGCCAGAGAAGCGGAUUUGAAGAAGCAGGAUGUUUUCUACAGAGAGCAGGUGGCGCGGCUGGAGGAGAGGAGCGCUCAGUUCUACAAGGUCACCACCGAGAACUACCACAAAGCUGCAGACCAAGUGAAUGCCAAGUUCAGGCGGUAUGAGAUGUAUCCCGUGUGCACAGACCUGCAGGGCCAGAUCCUCGCGUGCUACAGAGAGAACGUCGGGAAAACCCUCCACUGCUCCAACAUAGCAGCACUUUACCUGCAGUGUGUCAACAACUCCAAACAGAACAAGUUGAGGACCGGGGGUUAAGGAAGAAAGGAGAAAGUAAGAGGGAGUUUAUUGUGUGGGAUUACUGAUUAUCGACCGAACGACUGACAGACCAGACUGCAGUGAAGGAGGAGGGGAAUGAAUCAGCACCGACACACACACACACACACACACACACACACACACA
Molecule: messenger RNA, 1431 nt
Organism: Limanda limanda (common dab)
Lineage: Eukaryota; Metazoa; Chordata; Actinopteri; Pleuronectiformes; Pleuronectidae
Gene: chchd3a
Product: coiled-coil-helix-coiled-coil-helix domain containing 3a
Exons: 9
Coding region: 126-1286 (386 amino acids)
Biological process (GO): inner mitochondrial membrane organization
Cellular component (GO): MICOS complex; mitochondrion
Source: RefSeq, a predicted model, not a curated record